UUGAGAAUGUCUCUGCCAAGUCGACAAGCUUUUGUUAACCCUCCCCCACCGGAGUAUAUAAACACGAGGAAGAGUGGGCGAUCUACAAAUCAGCUGCAGUAUCUGCAGAAAGUCCUGCUGAAGGCUUUGUGGAGGCACGGUUUCUCCUGGCCUUUUCAGCAGCCUGUAGAUGCCGUCAAACUAAAGUUGCCUGAUUAUUAUACCAUUGUAAAAAACCCAAUGGAUUUAAAUACAAUUAAGAAGCGCUUGGAACAUAAAUAUUACAUGAAAGCUUCAGAAUGUAUAGAAGACUUCAAUACAAUGUUCUCAAAUUGUUACCUAUACAACAAGCCUGGAGAUGACAUUGUUCUUAUGGCACAAACUCUUGAAAAGUUGUUCAGGCAGAAAUUAUCUCAGAUGCCACAAGAAGAGCAAGUUGUGAGUGGUAAGAAAAGAGUGAAGAAAGGCACUCAACAGAAUGUAGCAGUUUUUGUUAAAGAAAAACAGUCCCCCAACGCACUGGAAAAAAUAUUUAAGCAGCAAGUGGUUCCCUCAGUAUUUCCUGAGAUUCCAGUUUCUCCUUCAAACACGGCACUAGGUGCUCCACUCAAUCCUACCUCACAGACAGUGGCCCAGGUUACAAAGGGUGUGAAGAGGAAAGCAGAUACAACAACUCCUACGACUGCUGUAGUGAAGGCGAGUGGUGACUCUCCCCCAACACUCGCAGGAAAGAAAUCAGGAAAAAUGCCACCUGUGAAAGGAAAUGUGCUAGAGAGUGUUUUGCCGGAUUCUCAGCAACAACACAAAGUUGUAAAGAAUGUGAAAGUAACCGAACAAUUAAGGCACUGUAAUGAGAUUCUAAACGAAAUGCUUGCCAAGAAGCACGUGUCAUAUGCCUGGCCCUUUUACACGCCUGUCGACAUCGAUGUUCUGGGGCUCCGUGACUACCGUGAUGUCGUCAGAAACCCGAUGGACCUCGGGACUAUUAAGGGGAAAAUGGACAACCAAGAAUAUAAAGAUGCAUAUGAGUUUGCUGCAGAUGUUAGAUUAAUGUUCAUGAAUUGCUACAAAUACAAUCCUCCAGAUCACGAGGUAGUGACAAUGGCUAGAAUGCUUCAGGAUGUUUUCGAAACGCAUUUUGCAAAGAUCCCCGAUGAACCUGUUGAGAGCAUGCCUGUGUGUUACGUCAGAACGGACACCACGGAAGCCCUCGGAGAGAGCAGCAGUGAGGCUUCCUCCGGAGACGACUCUUCCGGUGACUCUGAAGAUGAACGCGUUCAGCGUCUUGCGAAGCUUCAGGAGCAGCUUAAAGCAGUUCAUCAGCAGCUCCAGGUCCUGUCCCGAGUGCCUCUCCGUAAGCUGAAGAGGAAGAAUGACAAGCCUAAAAGGGAAAAGAAAAGAGAAAAGAUUGAUAACAGAGAUGAGAAUCCAAGGAAAAAGUUGAAGCAAAUGAAACUGAAGAAGUCCAAGUGCAAUCAGCCAAAAAAGAGGCGACAACAGGUCUUGGCUAUGAAAUCUGAAGAUGAAGAUGCCGCCAAGCCUAUGAGCUACGACGAGAAAAGGCAGUUAAGUUUGGAUAUAAACAGACUCCCUGGAGAUAAGCUGGGGCGAGUCGUUCAUAUAAUACAGUCCCGAGAGCCUUCACUGAGAAAUUCCAGCCCCGACGAGAUAGAGAUAGACUUUGAGACGCUGAAAGCGUCGACUCUGAGGGAGCUGGAGAAGUAUGUUGCUGCGUGUCUGAGAAAAAGGCCGCUGAAAGCUCACGGUAAGAAAAUAAUGAAGUCCAAAGAACUUCAUUCACAGAAAAAGCAAGAGUUGGAAAAGCGGUUGCUGGAUGUCAGUAGUCAGUUAAAUUCUGGAAAGCAUCAGACAAGACCUGAGGAAACUCAGUCAGCCAGGGCCCUGGGAGGCGGGUCCCGGCUGAGCGACACCAGCAGCAGCGGCAGCGGCAGCGGCAGCUCGUCGGAGUCCGGGAGCAGCGGCGGGGCCUCCGCGUCCGCAGACAGCAGUGAGUCCGAACCAGAAAUGCUUCAUCAAUUUACUGGAGCAAAACACAAUGAUUCUCCUUCUAAAGAGAAAGUAAAGAUACAGUCUUCUGUGCAAGAUGCAGCCUCUGGGAAAACUACCCGUGCUCAUCAGACCACGUGUUCAGGUGGAGCAGCACCAAAUCACCACCAGCCAGUGCUUGAUCGUCAAGGAUCAGAACAUUUACAGGGUGUGGAAAGCACGUCAGCUUUGCAACUUGUGCCUCCUUCAGGGUACUUCAGGUGUCCUGUGUCUGUCCUCUCCGUUCUUUGUCUUGCCUUUGUCCUCACUUCGGCCACCAGGAAGCGCCUGCCCCUGGAAGCCCUGCGUUGGCCCCGGCUCGCCCUCCUCCAAGUGGUGCACUGGUGUGGGGGCAGGGUCGCCGCCACCGGCCCGGCCCGGGGAAGGCCGCGCCUGGGACGGAGGUCCGUGCGCAGGCAGGGCCGCUGCGCCCCGGGAGGUUCUGAGCAGCGCCUGGCUGCCCCGCCUGCGCGGCAUCAGGCCGGCGGUGACGACACAGUGGCAUCAGAAUCAGAAUGUCACCUUCCUGUGCAGAAGGAUCUAAAGAUCAAGAAUGCAGACUCUUGGAAAAGUUUAGGCAAACCAGUUAAAACAUCAGGUGCACUGAAAUCAUCAGAUGAGCUCUUCAACCAGUUCAGAAAAGCAGCGAUAGAAAAGGAAGUAAGAGCCCGCACACAGGAACUAAUACGGAAACAUCUGGAGCAGAAUACAAAGGACACUCAGGCACCUCAAGAAAAUCAGAGUGACCACGGCUGCACUCAAGAACCUUUUCCAGAUAAAAUGCAAAACAAGUGUCUUGGAGCCGAGCAGAAGGAACGUCAGCAGUCGCUGGCGGCGCAGGAUAAAGGCCGACUCUGGCUUCUCAGAGACCGGAAUUUAGCUCGGGAGAAAGAGCAAGCGCGGAGGAGGCGAGAGGCAAUGGCUGGUACCAUUGAUAUGACUCUUCAAAGCGACAUUAUGACAAUGUUUGAAAACAACUUUGAUUAA
Camelus dromedarius (Arabian camel) is the source of this 3012-nucleotide messenger RNA. It is a transcript of the gene BRDT, whose product is annotated as bromodomain testis associated. Gene Ontology annotation, biological process: chromatin remodeling; regulation of DNA-templated transcription. The transcript is spliced from 18 exons. The record is from RefSeq and is a predicted model, not a curated record. Gene Ontology annotation, cellular component: nucleus; chromatin. The coding region runs from base 7 to 3012 and encodes 1001 amino acids. NCBI's taxonomy places the organism in Eukaryota, Metazoa, Chordata, Mammalia, Artiodactyla, Camelidae.